Messenger RNA from Moneuplotes crassus, 564 nucleotides. Lineage: Eukaryota; Ciliophora; Spirotrichea; Euplotida; Euplotidae. The record is from the annotation of a GenBank genome assembly.
GAAAUAAUCAUGGAAAUCGAAAGGAACUUUAUAACUCCAGAACAACCCCCUGAAGUCUCUCAGUUGAAAAUAGUAGUCGUAGGUGAAAAAGGCUGUGGCAAGACGACUAUUUGUAAACAGCUUUGCGAAGAAGGCAAAUUUGAUGUAGAACCCACUGUUGGAUCUGACUUUUAUACCACCCAAAUGACUUCUAAAUAAGAAGUUGGUUCAAGUAAACCUCUGGGACCUUAGUGGAGACAAGAGCUAUUUGGAUGUUCGAAAUGAGUUCUAUAGAGAUAGCGACAUCCUCCUAGCGGUAUAUGAUAUUACAAACAAGAGAUCAUUCGAUUCCCUUGAUAUGUGGUUAAGAGAAGUCAGCAAAUUUGGAGGAGAAAGCCUUCCAGUUUAUCUCUGUGGUACCAAAGCUGAGCAAGAAUCUAGAAGAAAAGUUGACACAGACGAAGCUAAAGAAUGGAGCAACUCUAGAUCCUUCCAAGGGUUUUGAGAAAUAAAACCUACUGUAGAAGGGGACUCUUCUGUGCAGGCUCUUUUCGAAAGGAUUGUUAUGAGGCAUAUGUAAUAAUU